AUACGUAUGUAUGUAUAAUAAACUAAGGAUUAAGAUAGAAGAGGUUUAAAAAUUUAGAAGGAUGAAUUACUUGGUUGACUUGACACGGUCGCCGAGAAGGAGGAGAAGAAGGGGAAAGGGAAGGAAUCGAAGCGAGCUUUUUCAUUUUGUUGGAUGAAUCGGCGUUUUUUUUUUGUCUUAGAAAAAGAACGCCGCCGUAAAAGUCUUCAUAUCACGCCGUUGGCUACAGCGGAGGUGGCGAAGAGGGGAAGAGAAACGUCGCUGGGGUGGCUGAGAGGUGAAGAGAAACGCCGCCGAGGGUGGAGAUUUAAAGAAGCUUCGUGCAGGAGGUGGGGAGAGGGGAAGAGAAAUGCCGGCAGAGGUGGAGAUUUUAAGAAGCUUUGCGCAGGAGGUGGCGGAGGGAGAAAGAGAAACACCGACGGCGGAAGAGAUUUAAAGAAGCUUCGCAGAGGAGGUGACGGAGAGGUAAAGAGGAACGCCGCUGGAGGCGGUGGAAAAGUGAAGAGGAAGGCAAAUAGAGAUCUAGGAAAAUGGUUAAGGUAUGACGAUGAGUCAGCCAUGGCAAGAAAUGGAUGAAAGAAAAGUGGAAAAAUGAAUAGCAUAAAAAACCCUAAAACAUUUAUUUUUUGUUCUUUCUUUCCGAGGUUUGAUGAU
This is a messenger RNA of Cucurbita maxima (winter squash), 654 nucleotides long. RefSeq lists its product as uncharacterized. The coding region runs from base 154 to 576 and encodes 140 amino acids. NCBI's taxonomy places the organism in Eukaryota, Viridiplantae, Streptophyta, Magnoliopsida, Cucurbitales, Cucurbitaceae. The transcript has 2 exons. The record is from RefSeq and is a predicted model, not a curated record.